Messenger RNA from Physella acuta, 1982 nucleotides. Its product is annotated as N(G),N(G)-dimethylarginine dimethylaminohydrolase 1. Gene Ontology annotation, biological process: arginine metabolic process; positive regulation of nitric oxide biosynthetic process. Lineage: Eukaryota; Metazoa; Mollusca; Gastropoda; Physidae. The record is from RefSeq and is a predicted model, not a curated record. Gene Ontology annotation, molecular function: amino acid binding; dimethylargininase activity.
GCUUACUUCAAAGUUGUUUGUAUCCAAAACGAGUCGAACGCGGAAGUCAGAGAAAGAUGGCCGCGUUUAACUACAAUUUUGCUAUAAUUUGCCGGGUUCCAAAUGCUUUAAAGAAUAGAAGUGUUGGCUCAGACCACUACCCCGAUGGUAUCGACAUAGAAAAAGCUAAACAAGAGUAUGAAACAAUUAGGGAGGUGCUAAAAAAUUGUGAUAUCAAUAUUAUCGAACUGGUUGAAGAUGAAAGUUACCCCGAUUGUUGCUUCGUGGAUGAUACGGCUGUGGUGAUUGGCAACACCGCAUUGAUAGCUCGACCUGGUCAUACUUCUCGACAAGGAGAGGUUGGUGAAAUUCGAAAAGUUCUGAAAGGAGAUUUGCGAAUGAAUGUGGUUGAAAUACAAAAUGCUAAAGCCACAUUAGAUGGAGGAGAUGUCUUGUUCACAGGUAAAGAGAUCUUCGUGGGGGUGGGGAAGAGGACAAAUGACUUUGGAGCUCAGGCUGUGGCUGAAGCUUUCCCUGAGUAUGCCGUGUCCAAGGUCAACUUUGCCAAAUGCGAGGCUCUCCAUCUCAAGGACGUCUUCAACAUGGCUGGCCGUAAUGUCAUGGCCGUGGCCCCUGGCCCAGACGUACAGGCAGUUCUUAGACAAAUGCAGGAUGUGGCAGACUACCCAUACCAUGUCAUGCAGAUGGACUCUAGGAUGGCCACAGACAUGCUCUAUGUCAAUGGUCAUUUGAUACAUCAUGUCCGCAAUGAGAUGGGGGACAAGAGUUACGGAACGCUGGAUGAAAAGAUCCUCUGGCCCAGACACCAUGUUCAAAUGACAGAGCUUGCCAAAGUUGGUGGCACCAUAGGCAGCUUGGCUAUUCUAAUUACCAGAACACGCACACCUAAACGUAUCAUUAGCAACAUCCAAGAUGAUGAUCUAGGCUAUUUCACUAUGUGGAGACGGUCAGAGCAACAUAAUUAGACAGUUUUUAGUAUCCUAGUUAAAACUUUACAUUUAGGGAUGAGCUUGUCUACUCAAAUAUUUUAAAAGGAUGUAAAAUGAUUGUUGUCAAAGACAUUUAGACUUGCAUUCUAGAUGUUUACCUGUGUGUCAGAUUCAGCUGUUUUUUUCUUCAACCUGUUCAGCUAAUUGGUCCUGCCAACAGACAUCUUUGACUGCCAUAAUUAUUUCUUCUUUUAAAAUAUGUAAAUACAAAUAUUAAAAACUACAUAGAUCUAGCUUUUUCUCAUACCUUGUCAUAAAUUUAAUGCUUAAAAUUUUGUGCAAAAAAAAAAUGCACCAAUAGGCAAGGUAACAAGCUGUGUGGGUUUCAAUUACAUUCCUUUAUACUUCCAGCCCAACUAUCAUACCUUCUCCUAAUUGGCAUCUCUUUGUCCCAAACAAGAAUCUGCUUAAUUUUACUGUGGUGUUUCAUUUGUUACUUAGUCAACAAAAUAAUCUUAGAAACAGCAUCACUUGUUGCUGUUCUGAUGUCUCGGCGCCAUCCUUGUAGCAUAGUAAUAUGUUAACUGAUCCAUUUCUAAUUUUGCCUUCCUUUAUUGCUUCAUAUAUCCAAUUUUAUAUUUUAGACUACUUUUAUGUAAAAAUGAUUGUUUAUAUAUACUUUUAGUUUUUCAAAAAGAAAAUAUUCAUUCCCUAUUAAUUGUAUUUUUGUUGUCUAAUAAUUUUUCUUAGCUAAAACUGGUUUUUUACUGUAGUUUAGGAACAAAAUAUAUAUUUUUGCUGUAAAGCAAGACGCAUUCCAUCUUACACUUUGAACCUUACAAUACAAGUUUCACCAUGGAUACAAAAAAUUUCAUCAUACCAAGUUAUGUGUGCCUUAUCCCUAAAGCACAGAUUAAAAUAGCAUUUUAUGUUAGUAAUAGAUCUUGGAAAACUUUGAUUAUUUGUCUGCUUCCAAUGAAACUUCAUAUCAUAUGUUAAAGAUAAUAUUUUGCUUUCAAUUAAAGCUUCUGAAAUAAACUUGAAAACUUUUCA